Drosophila serrata is the source of this 1077-nucleotide messenger RNA. Its product is annotated as putative gustatory receptor 59d. The record is from RefSeq and is a predicted model, not a curated record. Lineage: Eukaryota; Metazoa; Arthropoda; Insecta; Diptera; Drosophilidae.
AUGGUUGACCUGGUCAAAUGGUGCUUGUACAUCUCCUACUUUUACGGUCGUUUUAGCGGCAUUCUGAACUUUGAGAUUGAUUUGAAAACGGGCCGGACGCGGGUCACCAAACGGGCCACGAUUUAUGCGGCCGGUGCCCAAGUAUUUAUGUUCACUUUGCUGGUCUUUCACUUACUGAAAAUGCGUUGGAUGUCCAAAGUUUGGACAAAGGCCAAUUCGCUGCACGAGUACGUGUUCAUGAUUAUGUCCGUAUUUCGAAUCGUGUGCGUCCUGCUGGCCCUGGUCAGUCGCUGGCUAGGACGUCGUCAUUUUGUGCGACUAUUUAACUCGUUCCGUCGACUGUUUCUCAGUAAUCCGGAGGCGAUUCAAUGUUGCCGUCGCGGUAUUAUCUUCAAAUGUUUCUGCGCCACGGUAACGGAAAUGGUGCAGCUCAUUAUGGCCCUGAUAAUGAUGAGAAGGCAACUAACUUUCAUUGUUGCCCUGGGAAUUUGGGCACUGGUAACACUGACGGCCAUCAUAAAUAUUAUUAUUACCCAAUUCUACAUUGCUCUGGCCAACAUUAGAGGUAGUUAUAUACUUCUCAAUAGGAAACUGUAUGAUAUUAUGGUCGAAGUUCAGGCCCUGGUGCCCAGGCGAAGGGGCGUCUUUGUCACCAAGUGUUGCUCUCUGGCCGAUCGCCUGGACGAGAUCGCCAUGGCCCAGUCAGAGCUGCAGGACUUGUCGGAUCGAUUGUCAAAGACAUUCGAGAUGCAGGCGCUAUGCAUGGUCCUUUCAUUUUACAUGAGCUCUGUCGGAACCUUUUACAUGAUGUUCAGCGCCGCCAAAUAUACCAAAUACAUGGAAGAAUGGCCAGAUAUCGUAUUGUUUCUGGGAACAACCUACUUUGUGUUUUACUAUAUGGAUAAUUGGAUAAGCACAUACAAUACUUUUCAUUUGCUGGAUGCGCAUGAGGAAAUGGUGAAGAUUCUGGACCAGCGAACUCUAUUCCCACCGGGCUUGGAUAAUCGAUUGGAAGCAACCGUAAGUAACCUCACCUUGGAAUUUAUACUGCCUAUUAUUUGCAUUAUGUUUUUGUAG